GUGGAGAACUGGUUGUUUUUGGCUUCCUUGAAGGUGGAGAACUGGUUGUUGAUCUGAGCACAGGAAUUCAAACCAGACACGUGCUGACAGCGAGGAUGUUUUCAUGCAGAAGGCUGCAGCACGGAUGACUCGGACUGGGCUGUAUGGGAUACAACGGCGUAACACAGAUAGGAGCAGGAGGAGAAGCUAAUUGGUCACACUUCCCUGGUCAGGAAGAGUGUAGAGAAAAGCAUAAUUCAGUGAUAAAAGUGUGACAAUUUCCUUCACGCAGUAUCAUUACAGAAAGUCGUCCUCAGGGACAAGAGGAGUUUGUAAUUGAAACAGUUUUUCUGAGGUCACUGAUCCAAAGCCAACACAGAUAUUUCCUUUCAGACUGGUUUGUCAAAUAAUAUACUUACUCCUAAUAAGUAAUAUUUUAUACCAUUUAUACUCCUACAUGUCUUUUUUUACUCUUAGUCAUAACAAUGUUUUGAAGAAAUAUUAAUGAAGUUUAUUCUUACUGUUGAUCUAAUUCCAUCACUAACCGUUAUCUACCCAUGGAGAAAUGGUGUCUAGGAAUGCCUAAAAGCUACUCAAUCCAUCAGUCUUGGUCUUGCAAGAAACCAGUGCAGGAAAUGGUCCUCUAUGUCAAAGUGAAACAACUAAAUAAUUACAUCUUUGGCUUUCUUCAAAUAACGAAGCGGUAAUUGUCAAUUUCCCUUACACAUUGCCAAAAGAAGUGCCAGUGAGAACACUUUUCUCAUUAAAACACAACAGACCUCCUGCUUUUCUUUGCAUUUUCUGGAGUCUCAGUACCCACUAGCCCUGCCUCGGCCCUCUUGGUCCCCUCUGCUCCGUCUACCCGAGAAGGCCUGAAGAUCUGCUAUGAGGUCUGAACCCUUUUUGGGUUCAUGUGCUCAUCAGCGUUGAGUGGUAGUAUGACUAAAAGUGUGAGGAUUUGAAUUGUAUUUCACACUUUAAAAGAUAAAAGAUGCCCUUAUACCAAAAACACAAAGACUGUAUGCCUCUGCCCCAUGCAGGUUUGCCCUAUUAUGUUACCUUGUGAAUAAUGAAUGAUGCUCGGUUGGUGAUAGUAUCCACCCAAGGAACUCAACAUGAAACUGAGAACUUCAUUUACACCACAUGCUUCCAUUGUGAACACAAACUGGGAGCCCUGUCUGCUCUCAGAGCCUCAUUACAAUUGUGGUGAAAUAAUAUUUUAACAAAACUGCACUGAUCUGGCUUUGAAAAUGUCCCUCAGAGCCAAAUCCCACACAGACCUGCAGACGGCUAGGACGUCCCUGUUAGACGACAGCCUGUACAAGUCUUUCUCCAUGAGCAGCAGUAACGUUAACAGAGGCAGCCGGUUCGGGAACGGGACAGUGGAAGAGGUCAAAGGUCUCACCAGACCGUCCGUGAGACCUGUACGGGUGGUCAGGCCAGUCAGCGCCAUCAGCUCCAAUGGCUCCUUCCUCCAGAUCAACCAUCUGCAAGGAGAGCUAGUCAGAAAGAGGAAGGAAUGCGAGGAUCUGAGAAAAGAAAACAAGUACUUAUCAAAUGAGAUCCAUAUGGAGAGGAUCACAAUGCGCACAGAGAAUGAGCUGACCAUGAGGAACCUCAGGAAUCUGAACCAGGAGCUGCAGGUUCAGGUCAAAGAGCUCAAACAGAAGCUGUAUCAGAGCCAGCAGAGAGCAACGUUGUGCUCACGAGCUGCAAGUGUGGCGGAGGAGUCCAGAGGAGAUGCAGAGAAGAGCAGGGCACUAGCUGAAGCUCGGGCCCUUGGGUGUCAGAGGGACAAAGAGGUGGCAGAGGCAGACAGGAGCCGUCUGAGUGAAGAACUACAGCAGCUUAAAAAAGAACACACUGAUAUGCAGGUUUUACUAGCGCAAACAGAGAAGAGUUAUUUUUGAAACGAAGCUGAAGCUGGAUCGGG
This is a messenger RNA of Micropterus salmoides (largemouth bass), 1912 nucleotides long. RefSeq lists its product as uncharacterized. The record is from RefSeq and is a predicted model, not a curated record. The transcript is spliced from 6 exons. NCBI's taxonomy places the organism in Eukaryota, Metazoa, Chordata, Actinopteri, Centrarchiformes, Centrarchidae. The coding region runs from base 1230 to 1889 and encodes 219 amino acids.